Molecule: messenger RNA, 390 nt
Organism: Entamoeba invadens IP1
Lineage: Eukaryota; Evosea; Mastigamoebida; Endamoebidae
Exons: 1
Coding region: 1-390 (129 amino acids)
Cellular component (GO): cytoplasm
Source: RefSeq, a predicted model, not a curated record
AUGUCGAAAAAUGUGGGGAAAAAUAAAAAGUCAAAAAGUGGCGGAAAGACAUCAAAAGAUGAGAAAGUGAUGAACGCCAAAAUCUCCCCAAAUGAAGACGACGCAUUUCCAUUUCUGAAAGAACAAAAUGGGGGUGUUACUAUCGAAAUCAACGUCAAACCAAAUUCAAGAAAUAGUGAAAUACAAGGGAUCGAGGAUGGGCUAUUAAAAAUAGCUAUUGACGCGCCACCGGUUGAUGGAAAGGCAAACAGUGAGGUUGUUGAUUUCAUCGCAACAUCUUUUAGUGUUAAAAAGUCAAGUGUGGCUGUUGUUAAAGGUCAGACUUCACACCACAAAACGGUAAGAAUUGAAAAUUGUACAAAGAGUGUUAUCACUGCUAAGUUGAAGUAA